Scleropages formosus (Asian bonytongue) is the source of this 2419-nucleotide messenger RNA. Its product is annotated as very-long-chain enoyl-CoA reductase-like. Bases 212 to 1147 code for a protein of 311 amino acids. The transcript has 13 exons. Gene Ontology annotation, biological process: very long-chain fatty acid biosynthetic process. Gene Ontology annotation, molecular function: oxidoreductase activity, acting on the CH-CH group of donors. NCBI's taxonomy places the organism in Eukaryota, Metazoa, Chordata, Actinopteri, Osteoglossiformes, Osteoglossidae. The record is from RefSeq and is a predicted model, not a curated record.
AGGGCGGCCGGCCAAUACGUGACUCGUGCUGUCAAAACUGAAUUGAGCGGUACUCUUCCCGCCCUUCGCUGUGGCCUGCACGUGCUGGACGGUCUCCGUAUGCGCGUCGCCGCGGGUCUCCCCGAGGCCCCCGUGACGAGGCGCGCACCCGACAGCGGACUCGCCUCUGAGCGCUGUGGAGGGAGCGCGCGGCCAGGCACACGAGCGCGCCAUGAGCAGGGCAGCUUUUUUUGAGGUGGAGAUUCUGGAUCCCAAGACCAAGGCACAGCUCUGCUUUCUGGACAAGGUGGAGCCUCAUGCUACAGUAGCAGAAAUCAAAUGUCUUCUGCACAAGUGUUAUCCCAAGUGGUAUCCAGCAAGACAGGCCCUGAAGCUUGACCCCAAGGGAAAGACACUUAAAGAUGAUGAAAUACUAGAAAAUCUACCGGUUGGGACCACUGCAACGAUGUAUUUUAAAGACCUUGGUCCACAGUUGGGAUGGACAAUGGUGUUUCUGGCAGAGUACAUAGGGCCCCUGUUUAUUUACUUGCUCUUCUAUUUCCGCCUACCAUACAUUUAUAGCCCAAAGUAUACCUUCACAUCCAGCCCAUACCCCGUGGUCCCCCUGGCGUGUCUGUGUCACUCAUUCCACUACGUUAAGAGGCUCAUUGAAACCAUAUUUGUACACCGCUUCUCUCAUGGCACAAUGCCUUUGCGGUCUAUGGUCAAGAACUGUCUGUAUUACUGGGGAUUUGCUGCAUGGCUGGCUUACUACAUCAACCAUCCUCUGUACACACCACCGUCCUACGGAAACCGCCAAAUAUAUUAUGCACUGAUAUUGUUUCUGCUCUGUGAAGCUGGUAAUUUUUCCAUUAACCUGGCCCUCAAUAACCUAAAAAGUGAUGGAAUGGGGUCAGGAAAGAUCCCCUGCCCCACCAGGAACCCCUUCACCUGGCUGUUCUUCUUUGUGUCAUGUCCUAAUUACACCUAUGAGGUCGGUGCAUGGAUUGGGUUCACAUUCAUGACACAGUGUGUUCCAGUGGCCCUGUUCACACUGGUGGGCUUCAUCCAGAUGACUAUCUGGGCUCGGGGAAAGCACAAGAUGUACCUUCGACAGUUCAAGGACUACCCUGCCCUCAGAAUGGCAAUCAUCCCACUCUUUCUGUGAAGGGGCAGCCUGCAUGCAAAUGGAGGGGUUAACAUGUUUUUGUGAGCCAGCUCCAAGGAGGGCUUUCCUCAGCUUGUAUAUUCAACAUGAGGAUAGAGCUACACUGACAGAAUCAGAUGCUGAGAUGACUGUUGCUGCUCUCAGUACCAUGAUGAAUGUCAGCUUUGUUUUCCUGCUACACACUGGUCCACAAACAAGUGGCAAGGUGGCACAUGGUGCUAAGCAGAGUAUCGCUCACUGUGGUCUGCACUGAUGCUUUGGCUUCCUCUUCCAGUCUCCAAGGCUAAAAAAAGUCCAACCCACAGGGAAAGAAGAUCCCUCCCAAGCAUCAGAAACAAGUGAAAAUUGUUCCUGGGUCUCUAUUGUGGAGAAAGGUCUUGUGCUGAUUAAACUUUAUGCACAUGUGAGAAACGUGCAGCUUGUCCGACUGUAAUGACAACAUAGUCAUAAAUCUAGAACAUUUGCUGGCACAGACAGACCUAUGACAUUUCAUGAGCUGAAAGGGGUCACAGGUGAAAGAGCAUAAAUGGAUGUAUUGAUUUUAAGAUAACAGCAGUUAAGAAAACUGUAUGAUUUGUCAACCUUUAUUAACAUUUGGAAUUGACUAGUAAGCCACAGGGUAUCAGUUUGAUGGCACAGUAGCAGUUAAUACAUGGAGAUGCUUGUUACUAGAAUGGAUAAAAUUCAGGUUGAGAAUAGAAAUUGUUGAUUAAAUGCAGCAUGUUACAAUAGAUACUUAAUACACUGCCUUUCGACAACAUAGCAAUGUACUAAGCAUUACCCUGAAGCUACAACAUGGUGUUUUGUGAGAGUGGUAAAAUGUUUUUUCAUUGUUGUGUUUAUAUUUAGGGGGAAAUUAUUAACUAGAAGAUUGGACCCUAAGUUAAGAAUAGUGUGAUAACCAAAAAGGAAAUGUUUCAAGUCUGUCACAAUAAGCAAAAAAAAAAAAAAAAAAUUUCUUCAUACCAUAUGUGAUACGAUACAGCACUGUCAUACCAGGAACAAUUUCCAGAUUCUUAAUCCAAACAGCUUUUUCCAAUAAACAAUAAUUACAUAAGACAUUGCCCUUAAGUAUAUUCUUUAUUUUUGUAUGCAUCACUCUUGCUGGAAAGAUGUGAAAAUGUAAAAGAAAAUUCUUUUCUAAAACAUAUAAGUUGACUUAAAUCCUCAACAGCACACAACAACAGCAUGAGCCAGGAAGCUUUCUCGACCUAAUACACAGCGGGGUAGGAGAGAGGGACCAGAACACUUACAGCACCAAAUUCAUCUCAG